UAGCGUUAAUACCAUCACUAACGCACAACAGCUGUUUUUGUUUGUCCUCGCCGGUUUUUUAUUUUGCAGUGAUAUCAUCAUCGUGUACAUAUUUGUGUUUAUUUUUUUUAACAAUUUUGAGUGAAAUUUGGCAAACGUUGAGUUACUUUUAUGGUUACCAAUCUACUUAAUAGCAUUGCGUCCUUAGUUUUUAAACGCACUUUAUCCAAAAUGCCCCGCGGAAGAACAUUGGAAGACGUCGUAUUGGAGUUGGAGAAAUUCGCGCCACGCAAUUUGGCCGAGAAAUGGGACAAUGUUGGUCUCCUCAUCGAGCCUUAUAAUGAAAGGCAUAUAUGCAAAAUUCUGUUAACCAAUGAUUUGACGGAGAAUGUCAUGCAAGAAGCUGUCGAUCUAGGCACUGACCUAAUUGUCUCUUAUCAUCCGCCAAUAUUUGCACCACUUAAACGCAUUACACAAAAAAACUGGAAGGAACGCAUCGUUUCCAUAUGCUUGGCUGAGGGCAUUGCUUUAUACUCGCCGCACACAGCUUGGGAUGCAGUUCCUGGUGGCGUGAACGAUUGGCUUUCCUCUGCAUUGCCGUGCGUUGAUAUGCAGCCAAUUCAGCCUAAUCCCUUGGGUGGUGAAUUUGGUGGCGCGGGACGUACAUUCACCACAUCGCUGACUUUGGAUCAGGCCGUGGCUAGCGUUCAGCGGCACAUUGGUCUCGAUGUACAGUUAUCAUUGGGUAUAAAUCAUAACCUCGAUACACCAAUUACUGUUGUGGCGGUUUGUGCUGGUUCUGGCGCGUCUGUACUUAAAGGCUUCGAAGCGGAUCUUUACAUUACAGGCGAAAUGUCGCAUCACGAUUUACUGGAUGCAAGCCAUCAAAACGUUUCCGUGAUCUUGUGCAAUCAUAGCAACUCCGAACGCGGUUUUCUACAUAAAUUCGAGACCAAACUCUACAAUAUGCUAAAGGGUGACUGUGAAGUGAAUAUUUCCGAAAAGGACAAGGACCCCUUAAAAACAAUCGUUAAAACCUAAAGUUCGACGAUAAUGAUUCACAGAGGCAUUUACUGAAAAGUUGCAUUUUUUUGGUGUUUUUCGAUUGAAAAUUUAUUUUAAAAGUCUAAAAUUCCUUUAUUAAGUUUUUAUUUUGUAUUGUUUAUAUUAAUGCAAAGUGUAAGAGUAGCAUUUGCUGCUUUAUUUACUGCCUUUAAAUAAAAAUUUUUGCAAAGCUUUAGAAAAAGA
This is a messenger RNA of Bactrocera oleae (olive fruit fly), 1227 nucleotides long. Its product is annotated as NIF3-like protein 1. The record is from RefSeq and is a predicted model, not a curated record. Gene Ontology annotation, cellular component: mitochondrion; cytoplasm. NCBI's taxonomy places the organism in Eukaryota, Metazoa, Arthropoda, Insecta, Diptera, Tephritidae.